UGUACAUUGUUGAAUUAUAUAGAAAAAAUCGAAAUUCUGAUAUGAAUUCUACCCCUUUAGCUGAUCGGAUGAAAAAUGACGAUCCUCGAAUACUCAAACUGGGUUCAACGUUGAGGACCCGAAUGAGUUGUAGUACUACAGGUUCAUCAGGUCAGAGUGUGAGUUCUUCCGGUACUGGAAAUUCGGGUUCGGGUUCAAGUUCGAGUUCAUCUAGAGUUGAAAUAGUUCCGGCUGGCAAUAUUUGCCCGUCCGGUAAGGUGAUAACUGGGAUGCGUAGUAAGCCAGUUAGGACUGUGUUAAGUGAUAAUGAGAUGAUACCGGGAAUGUAUGGGUACGGGAGCAUAAUGCCUGCCGGAGCUACUCGGAGAACCUGUGGGGUUUCCAGUAGUGAUACGCCGGAAUCCAGUUUGAAAAUUAAUUCGGAAGAAUUGAAAGCGAAAGGUAAUGAGAAUUACAAGAAGGGUAAUUUUUUAGAAGCAUUAUAUUUUUAUGACAAAGCUAUAGCAAUUUCUCCGAGUGAUGGAAGAUUGCGUUGUAAUCGAGCUGCUGCAUUGAUGGGUCUUAAGCGAAUGCCGGAAGCAUUGAAAGAAUGUGAAGAAGCCAUUAGAUUAGCUCCAGCAUAUGUUCGAGCACACCAGCGAUUAGGAUCAUUGUUACUUAGGUAAGUUUUCUUUUUUUUUUUCUUUUUUUCGCUCUGCCCCUGAUUUUGAAAUUUGAAUUAUUCGUAUUGUUUACAGUUUAGGACAUGUUGAAAAUGCAAGGAAGUGUUUAUUUUCGCUAAAUCAGAUACCAGACGAAGCAGAGUUGCACAAGUUGGAAACAGUAGAGAACCAUAUCAAUAAAUGCACUGAGGCUCGGAGACUUGGAGAAUGGACGAGUGUGUUAAAAGAAGCUGAAGCAGCAACUAGUCGUGGAGCUGAGGCGUCUGCUCAGGUAAUUAAUCAAUCACGUUGUGGCCGGAUGAGAUGAAAUGUUGGUUCUGAUAUUGAAUUGAUGAUACAGCUAUUUGCGUGUCAAGCGGAAGCUCAUUUGAAGCUACAUCAAUUAACGGAUGCUGAAUUGUGGAUGUAUAAAGCUAAGAUGUAUGAGGCAUCUGCGAGAGCAUACAAGUCAAAAAAUUUCGGGAUGAUAUCUGAAGCAUACAUAUUAUUUGUCCAAGCUCAGAUCGAGAACACUCUUGGAAAGUGAGUUUAUUUAUAAUAAUAAAAAGUCAUAGUACGAGUUAACCGAACCAAUCAUGAAUAUCUGCAGGUUUGAUAAUGCGUGUGCUGCGAUUGAAAGAGCUGCACAAGUUGAUCUUCAAAGUAGUGAAGUUAUUGGUUUACUAAAAAACAUGAGGUUGGUGGGGCGAGCUCGUUCUCUUGGAAACGAGUUAUUUAAAUCUGGAAGAUAUAUAGAAGCUUGUAGUGCUUACGGUGAAGGGCUUUCGUGUGAUUCUUUGGAUCCGAUUCUCUACUGCAAUAGAGCAGCUUGCUGGUAUAAACUUAAAAAGUGGGAAAAAUCUUUGGAUGAUUGCAACCGUGCUCUCCUUAUCCGGCCACAACAUACUAAAGCUCUUUUACGAAAAGCUGCCUCAAAUAUCAAGGUGACAUGCCAUGCCACCUUUAAAUCGUACGUAAUUUUUUCUUUUUACUUUUUCUGCAAAAAUCAUAAAUUUGAUCGUAUGCAAUGCAUUAUAGCUGGGAAGAUGGGCUGACGCUGUGAGAGAUUAUGAGAUUCUGUGGCAGGAACUUCCAAGUAGCGAAGAGGUUGCUGAAAAUUUAUCCCAUGCCCGAGCUGAAUUAACGAAGUCACACAGAGAAGGUAAUGGCAUGGUGGAGUUGGUUUCAGAUGUUGACAAGUUCCGGGCUGCGAUUGCAUCUGGUAGGCUUUCCUGCAUCAGUCAGUAUGUUAACCUCUUCCUUAUAUCAUUUACUAUAUAACUCAACAACUACUGUAGGUGCAUCUGUGGUCUAUUUUCAUGAAUUAUCCGAUCCACUAUGCACGUGGAAGUCCUACGUCAUGGGUACCUUGAGCGCCAAAUAUCAUUCAGUAAUUUUUCUCAAGGUAAACAAUCAAAGUCAACACGUCGUGCUUUUCAGGCAGACAGGAACACCUAGACUCUACGCCGCUAUUAUAUUUCAUACAAUGAAGAAAACUCGUACUAAUUUAUCUGUUUUCUACUGAAGGUGGACAUGAAACAGAGCCCAGCAAUCGCUACAGCAGAGAAUAUUACAGUAGCAUCUACAUUUAAGCUUUACAAGGACGGCAGUUGUAAGGUGGAUAUGGUUACCGCAACUCCAGAUUUGUUGGAGUUCUCGAUUAGGGACACCCUCUUAUGUCCCAUCUAGAAAGGAUUUUACAUAUACCAUAUGGUUGUUCGUGGUCUACAGAGGGAAAGUCUAGUCUCCGUUUUUACCCUCGUUCAUUCAUUCCCCAUUUCCGAUACUCCUUCCAUUCGUACCUUUUUGAUAUUCUUAGCAUUAGUUAUUUUGCGGCAAUAUAUAGCUGAAGAGUUAGAAAGAAGAGAAAGUAAAUGUGCUAAUUCGAUUUAGAUAAACAUAUCUGGUUAAUAAAAGUUGUCAUUUUUCCCUAUUCCUUUGUCUUGUUUCUUCGUGUUUCAAAUGGAGAAUACGUUAUGCGACCUGUGGAAUUACUUGUUGUCGAUGAUCAAGUCUACUAUGUCUUCUUCGACGUAUACGUAUUCACCGUGUUACUCUAUGGUCCGACCCUCAAAAUAAGAGAAAGACACACUACCAGUGAUUGUGUACAAAUUACUUAAAACUUGAAAUUUUGUAAUAUUCUCAACUCUUGUUUCAUAGAUAAAAACUAACUUUUGGUGGAUGUCCGCAACGACCUAUUAAAUGGCGUGCAUUAGUUCAAAGGGGAAAGCAUCAGUAUUUUGGGAUCAAAUGGGGCUCAGAACCGGAAAUAUGAAUUUUUUCUAUUUUUCAUGUGUUAUAGUCCAUGAAUUUAGGGUGCUAUGUGUGCUCGACAGUUUUUUGGCUAUUUUUUUUUGUGGGCGUCUUUGACGACCUAUUAAAUGGUGUGUGUUUGUUCCAAGGGAUAAAUGUCGGUAUUUUCAUGUUCACAAAUUUUUUUUAGUGAUUUUCGUGUUCAAUAGUCCACGAAUGUUUAUUGAUAUGUGAUCUCAACUUGUUUUUGGCCAACAAUUUUCAUGGACGUUUGUUACAACCAUAUUAAUUAAAUGAGUUGGUCCAAAUGGGCAAACAGACACAUUUUCAAGUUCAAACGAUCCCCAAAGCGGAAAAAUUGAACUAAUUGAUUUUGCAAGCUAUAGUCCAUGGAUUUUUUUAUGAUACGUGAUUUUGACUUAUUUUUUAUCGAAAUUUCUUGUGGGUGUCUUACGACCUUAUUAAUAGCAUGAGUUGAUCGCAAGGGGCAAACAUCUGCAUUUUCAACUUCAAAUGAAGCCCAGAGUGGGAAUGACUAAAUUUAUCUUUUUUUAGUCCAUGAAUUUUGGGUAAUAACUGAUCUCGACAAUUCUUGUCCGAAAUUUUUUUGUGGGCUUUCAAUGAGACCCUUAUUAAUGUGAAUUGGUCCUGUUGACACCCUUUGAACGGGGGUAACGUCGCGGCGAUUUAAUUAAAAAAUUGUUAAAAGAAUUUUUAAAGGAUAAAAAGGUUAAAGGGGUUUAAAGGAAAAAGGGAGUCGCCACCUAAUUUUUUAGGAAAACUAGGAAACCAAUUAACUUAAAAGAAAGUCUGCGAAAUC
Solanum lycopersicum (tomato) is the source of this 3714-nucleotide messenger RNA. Lineage: Eukaryota; Viridiplantae; Streptophyta; Magnoliopsida; Solanales; Solanaceae. The record is from RefSeq and is a predicted model, not a curated record.